AUGGUGCGUGACGAAAAGGUCAAAGUGGGUGUGCUAGGAGCCACUGGCACGGUGGGCCAGCGCUUCAUCCUCCAGCUUAGCAGUCAUCCAGAGUUUGAGCUGCAUGUGCUGGGUGCAAGUUCGUCGUCUGCUGGUAAACCAUAUCAUGAAGCCGUAGCUGGGCGCUGGAAGCAGGUGCGACCGAUUCCCUCGUCGAUUAGGAACAUGAUGGUGCAAGAAUGCGAGCCCAGUGCAUUUGCAGAAUGUGGUGUUGUAUUUAGUGGGCUUGACAGCGGGCCUGCUGGUCCUGUUGAAGCGGCCUUUCGCGCAGCAAACCUACGCGUGUUUUCUAAUGCCAAGAACUACCGACGCGAUCCACUUUGUCCCCUUAUUGUACCACUAGUGAAUCCGUCUCAUCUCGAAAUUAUCCCACAUCAGCGUGCAUCUCAGUCGCCACAACUUGAUCGUGGUUUCAUUGUAACAAAUGCCAACUGCUCUACGACGGGUGUGGUUGUGCCGCUCAAGGCACUGGAAGCGGCCUUUGGUGCCCUGGAUAUUGUCAUGGUCCAAACAAUGCAAGCAAUCAGUGGGUCAGGGUAUCCAGGCGUAAGCUCACUCGAUAUUCUCGACAACGUUGUUCCAUAUAUUAGCGGUGAAGAAGAGAAGAUUGAGUGGGAAACUAGUAAGAUCCUUGGGGGUCUCAAGGACAAUAACACGGCCUUUGAUCUGCAUGAACAGAGUCCAAUCCGCGUGAGUGCUCAAUGCAACCGAGUGCCAGUGAUCGAUGGGCACCUUGCAUGCGUCAGUGUAAGUUUCAAGAAGCAGCCACCGCCGUCGCCUGAGCAAGUUGCCAAGGCCUUGAGCUCCUACGAGUGUGAGGCCCAGUUGUUGGGCUGUCACAGUGCGCCUGUGCAAGCCAUCACUGUGCACAUGGAGUCUGACCGACCUCAGCCACGUCUUGACCGUGAGUGGCAAGAUGGUGCGGGUGUGAAUGUAGGCCGGAUCCGACCAUGCCCAGUGCUAGACAUCAAAUUCGUCUCGCUAGUCAACAACGUCAUGCUCGGCGCCGCCACAAGCUCGGUCCUUAAUGCUGAGAUAGCUCUCAAGAGAGGCUAUUUGUCGUAA
Messenger RNA from Malassezia globosa CBS 7966, 1104 nucleotides. RefSeq lists its product as uncharacterized. The transcript has a single exon. Gene Ontology annotation, biological process: L-threonine biosynthetic process. Bases 1 to 1104 code for a protein of 367 amino acids. Gene Ontology annotation, molecular function: protein dimerization activity; NAD binding; NADP binding. NCBI's taxonomy places the organism in Eukaryota, Fungi, Basidiomycota, Malasseziomycetes, Malasseziales, Malasseziaceae. The record is from RefSeq and is a predicted model, not a curated record.